Molecule: messenger RNA, 2292 nt
Organism: Symbiodinium pilosum
Lineage: Eukaryota; Dinophyceae; Suessiales; Symbiodiniaceae
Source: the annotation of a GenBank genome assembly
AUGGCAUUCCACUUUGUAAACAUCCAAACAUUUCGACAGCAAGCAUUGGCAGGGAACUUCGAUUUUUUGAGAACUAGCCCUAGGAUUCCAACAGUUCUGACUGAGGAUAGCUUCAACAUCACCUCAGCGGCCACUUUCAUUCUCCUCCGCCGAGCACCCCUGUUGUCGGGUGCCAUCAACCGUGAGGACCUGGAUCACCUUUUGCAGGACAACUUGGCCCUCCAACAGGCUAUCGAGGCGUACGGCUCUGAUCUGCGGUAUCUACCCUCAGAUCUAGCAGCUAUGUCUCGGCAAGUAGUGGAAGGCCUCAUAGCCAGUGGAUCUGUUCCAGAAGUCCCAGACGCCGGAGAAGACCAGUGGAAAGAGCUACUGACGCAAACUGGCAAGGCUCGACAAGUGGCGUUUUCCAGAGCAUUGCGCGUGGAGUUGGAGAAGAUUUCUAACAGCCUGCCUGCCACUGGCGCAAGAGAAGCCAGCCAGCCGACGCGGGAAUUACAUCCUGCACCUCCGGUUGCACAAGCUACAAAAAGACAGAAAGAUCCCAGUUGCUAUACACAACGUCUGCAGCCAUCGGUCCCAGCGAUUGAAGAGCGAGGUGCUUCCGCCCCUACAGCGGACCCCAGCCUCCGCCAUGUGGACCUCCCGCAGCGGCAAGGGGUCGGCUCGGGCCCAUGGCAAGGGGCGGGGAAGGAGUUGAAGGAGUACCUGCAUCGACGCUGGAUGGAUGAUCCUGCAUUCACGGUGGAGGGCUUAUCUCCACGCUUUGCGGCGCUCUUGCAAGAGCUGGCAGCUAUCCACCUUGAAGAGGUGCAGAGGCUGAGGCCAGAAUCUCUCAGGACUCCGCGAAUACCUGCGCCGUCGUCGAUUUCUCCGCCGCUGCAGGCCAUUGGGCGAAGCGAGUCCCGCGCUUUGGAAGAGGUGGACAACAGAGCAACGAUCUCCAGCGCCAUUGGCGCUGCCAGUGUGGAGAGCCCAGGCCCCCAGGCGUCAUCAACAUCGCUGCGGUCAUUGCAAUCCAGCCAGUCCUUAGAUGCGGGGCUUGAGUUGGAGACUGACUCCGAAGAUCUUGGCGAAGUGCAACCCGACACUGGCAUGGAUCGAAUACGCGCAUUUUUCCUAAGCAGUACCUUUGAGAUGUUGAUUGCUGGCCUGCUCUUUAUCAACGUGUGCUUUAUGGCUGCGCAGCUUCAAUACCUUGGCCUGAGAAUUGGCCACGAGAUUGGUUAUGCUCGAUACGACCAGACGGCCGAGGAGGCGUGGCCGAACUCGGAACAAGUCUUCCUGGUGGGCGAUAUAGCUUUUGCAACUCUCUUCACGUUGGAAAUGCUGACGCGCCUGUACUACCUGCGGAUGACGUUCUGGAAGUACAGUCUGAAUUGGAUUGACUUUCUUGUGGUUUGCAGCUCAUGGCUUGAGCUCUUUGCGGCAGCGCUUCCUAUAAGCCCCACAUUCCUCCGGCUGCUGCGAUUGGGAAAGUUGCUGAGGGCUAUUCGGGUCGUGAGAAUGUCCCACGUCCUCGAGUCACUACAGCUGCUGCUGAAGUGCAUUGCAGCAAGUGUGCGCAUCUUAUUCUGGUCGUUGUUCCUGUUGAUGAUCAUCCAGAUCAGCGCCGGCAUGACCAUUAGCUAUAUGGUGAGUGAGUUCAUGGUGGACGAAACUGCGCCCAUGCAAGCCAGGUUUGAUGUUUUCCGGUAUUACGGCAGCUUUUCCGCAACCCUCCUGACGAUGUUUGAGGUCCUGUUCGCAAAUUGGGCACCACCAUGUCGAAUCCUCAUAGACCAUGUCAGCGAGUGGUACGCGCUGGUCUUCAUCAUCUACCGCUGCUUUGUUGGGUUCGCUGUGUUGAAUGUCGUGAACGCAGUCUUCGUGCAGAGCACAAUGAAGGUAGCGCAGGCGGAUGAAGAGUUCAUCGCCAGGGAGAAGAAGCGAUCGGAACAAGCCUGGCAACGCAAAGUUUCGGCUUUAUUCCGGCAGGCUGACACAUCUGGUGAUGGCAAGAUCGACAUGAAAGAAUUCAAGAGGCUGCUGAAGGCUCCAAAGCUUCAGCUGUGGUUGAGCCAGUUGGAGAUUGAGACUACGGACCUUUGGGGUUUGUUCCAGAUGCUGGACACAGGUGAUGGGGAGAUCUCAUUGCAGGAGUUCGAAGCCGGCACCAUGCGCAUCAAGGGCAUGGCGCGAAGCUACGAUCUUGCCCAAGUGCAUAGACUGGUCGAACGGCUCAGCGUAAAAGUGGACACGAUUGCAAGGCAGCUGCCUCUGUCCAAGACAGAUCGCAGCAGCUUCCGGAACUGA